Molecule: messenger RNA, 2500 nt
Organism: Dalotia coriaria
Lineage: Eukaryota; Metazoa; Arthropoda; Insecta; Coleoptera; Staphylinidae
Product: sensory neuron membrane protein 1-like
Exons: 7
Coding region: 526-2283 (585 amino acids)
Cellular component (GO): cytoplasm; membrane
Molecular function (GO): scavenger receptor activity
Source: RefSeq, a predicted model, not a curated record
UCCACACGAUCAGUCGUAUUCGAACAUCUUCGAACUAAAGUUGACAAGUUGUCCUUGUUAUAAUGCUUAGUUGAUAAUUACUUUAAAUUAACAAUUGAUAGAGAGUAAUUAUUCAGUCGGCGCGUGGUCAGCUCGCAAUAAUUACAAUCGCGUAUUAAUUAUUCGUGGUGAGAAAGAGUGCAUCUUGGAUGUUUCAAAGGGUAGUUCAGUGUUAAAUAUGAAAUUUCUGGUAACUUCUUUGAUUUAGGUCACGAUUAGUGCUCAAAACUUAUCAAGAAGAAGAUGUUUCAUUAGACAAUCAAUGAUAAUUAAUUGAGUGCUCAUUAGACACGCAUAUAAAAGAAGCCUUUGAGGUUGGUUCAAAGUGAAGGUGGUGGUGGCGAGCGAAGGUGAGCACACGUGUGCAUCCCAUCUAUCCCUUCAUUCGAUUUUCUCGGCCGGCGGACGGCGGUCAUUGUUGUUGGUCAGGUAUAACUGAAUGCAAUUAUUCUCAUGGUUCAGUGUCGCGGCGCGCGAUAAGAGUGCAUGAAGUGGAGGAAUUGGAUCCUCCGCCGACUUAUCGACUUUACAUUUCCGCAGAUACGCGUCCUACAAGCAAUCAAAAAGUAUCUCAAUAGAUUAAACACUUUUUUGGAUUUGUAUGAAAAAGUUGAAAAACUACGCAAUAUGAAACUUCAAAGGCCGCAUAAAAUUGCCAUCGGGUCAAUCGUUGGGUUUUUAUUCAUAGUCAUUUUUGGAUGGGUUGUGUUUCCAAGACUUAUUAAAAGCCAAAUUAAAAAUAUGUUGGCUCUCAAACAAGGCAACGAAAUUCGUGAUAUGUAUGUCAAAGUACCAUUCCCUUUGACGUUUAAAGUCUACAUGUUCAACGUGACAAACCCUUUGGAAAUAUCAGAGAAGGGAGCGAUGCCAAUUGUCCAAGAAAUUGGUCCUUAUAUCUACGAUGAAUGGAAGGAAAAAGUUGAUACAGUUGAUGAUGAGAGUGACGAUACCAUGGAAUACCGCAUCAAGAACACCUUCAUUUUCAAUCGAGCGCAGUCCGGCUCGUUAACGGGCGACGAAGUCAUAACAAUGCUUCAUCCGCUGAUUGCCGGUAUUGCCAUGGCCGUCGAGAGAGAAAAACCGGGUGCUUUAGCACUCGUCAACAAAGCAUUGACGAGCAUAUAUCGAAAUCCAACGCAUCCAUUUUUAACGACAACUGUGGAUGCACUUUUAUUUUCUGGGGUUGAUAUCGCUUGUAAUGUGACUGAUUUUGCUGGGAAAGCAGUGUGUACUCAACUUAGGAAUGAAGCUAAAGAUUUGAUUGAAAUAGAACCAGGCAUUUUUAGAUUUUCCCUAUUUGGACCUAAAAAUGGUACAAUUGGACAAAAAGUUAAGGUUAAACGUGGAGUGCAGAAUAUUAUGGACUUGGGACAGGUGGUAGAGUUUGAAGGUAAACCUAAGUUGGAUAUGUGGGGUUCCGAGGAGUGUAAUACCUACGGAGGGACAGAUUCUACGAUUUUUCCGCCAUUUUUAAAAGAGGAGGAUGGUCUUGUUUCUUUUGCACCUGAUAUCUGCAGGAGAUUACCUGCGUAUUAUGUAGAAAACACAAAAUACGAUGGUAUUUCAGUUCGGAGAUACAGUGCUGAUUUCGGGGACCAAAGCAAAGUCAAAGCUGAAAAGUGCUAUUGUCCCAGUGAAGACUUUUGUUACAAGAAAGGAAUCCACGAUAUGUACAAAUGCGUUGGAGCACCUUUCGUUGCAUCUCUACCUCAUUUCUACCUCAGUGAUGAAAGUUACCAGAAAGGUGUAAGAGGUCUCAACCCAACCAAAGAUAAACAUGAGAUUAUCAUCCUAUUUGAAAGCUUAACUGGUUCCCCUGUAUUCGCCAAGAAACGUAUGCAGUUCUCAUUACCAAUCCACGCCAUACCCAAGGUCACCACAAUGGCAAACAUGCCCGAUGUAAUGAUGCCCUUAUUCUGGGUAGAAGAAGGUGUGGAGCUAAACCGGACAUGGACGGGACAACUACGCACCCUAUUCACAACCCUUAAAGUGGUAAAAGUCACCAAAUGGUUAGUCUUACUAGGAACCCUUGGUGGUAUGGGCGGAGCUGGUUAUAUGAUGUACCAACUCCAACAACAAUCUGUGACCAUCACCCCAGUACACACAGUCAAUCCCAAUGACCUCAAAAAUGGCAAAAACAACACCAUCAGCAUGGUAGCUCAAAACGGCAACAACAUACGAAAUGGUACGAGUGUGGGGCAUGUAAAUCGCGCAAUGUCCACAAACGAAAUUGAUAAAUACUGAUUAUUAUUGAUCUACAAGCACGGGAAUACCUUCAAAACAAUGUUGAUAUCUUGUACGUAGUUUUAUGUUUUAUGUGAUAAGUGAUAUCUUACUACAAGUCAUAUAACUAUCUAGUUGUUGCUGUUACAUUCGUAUAUAUUUUAACUACUAGUAAGAUACAGAUCAAUAUUAGAUUCUAAACAGCUAAUUAAAUAAAAAUACCUAACUAGUCUUAAAA